Messenger RNA from Anopheles gambiae (African malaria mosquito), 3928 nucleotides. Its product is annotated as sodium channel protein Nach. Bases 22 to 1647 code for a protein of 541 amino acids. The transcript is spliced from 9 exons. The record is from RefSeq and is a predicted model, not a curated record. Gene Ontology annotation, cellular component: membrane. NCBI's taxonomy places the organism in Eukaryota, Metazoa, Arthropoda, Insecta, Diptera, Culicidae. Gene Ontology annotation, biological process: sodium ion transmembrane transport. Gene Ontology annotation, molecular function: ligand-gated sodium channel activity.
GAGAGAAUGUUGAAAUAGACAAUGAACCAUCAUAAAUCAAACGCAUCUGCCCGGAGUGGUAGAAAACGGGAAGAAAAGUUCAUCGGACAAGCGGACUCGAACGGCCCUGUCGGUUGGUUGCUGAGACUGUUCAAAUCAAUCAGCACGUUUGUGUUAAUCUUUCUCGAGCAAGGUGCAGUGCAUGGGUUGGCCUAUUUGGGUAAACCGUUGCUGCAUAUUCUGGAAAGACUCUUCUGGUUAGUGCUGAUUGUCGUGUCUAUUUAUUUCUCCGUCGUGCUGAGCUUCGUGUCCUGGGAGCGUUAUCAGAGCAAGAGUACGGUCGUUGCGAUUGAAAAGGAUCACUACUACUGGAACACUUCUAUGCCGAGUCUUACUAUUUGUCCGCUUAAACGUAUUUAUCGACCAUAUUUACUGAACUAUUGCAGCAAAAAUGGCAUCACUAAAGAGGAAGAUCAAGCCGAGCUGUUCGACUUUCUGGAAUCGUUGGCCAACUCGACCUUUAUCAACUUUGAGAACAUCAAGCACAGUGACAAUGUGGACAGCCUGCUGGACGUACUUCAGAUCCAGCCGGAAAACUACAUGAAGAUUAUAUACAAUCUUACCCGCGAUCUGACCCGCCUGGACGACACGGAGCUGCGCGUUCGGACGCAAAGCAACCUGGAGUUCUUACGCACCCAUCAAACACUCACCGAGUACGGUAUCUGCUACACCACCAACAGUUUUAUCUCGUCCAAUUUAACUGCAAGUUUGUUGCUGACCGGCAGGGAGCUACCGUUGGACGAUUUCUACUCGACGCGUACAGUGCACAAUGUUCGGUACGGGAACCUUUUCGACGGCGACAUCACGUACAGCUUUAUUGGCUUUGAGCCACCGAUUACGAUCUUUUAUCACAGCCCUUAUGAAACACUGAACAUCGCAAAGUAUCAACCACUGACGAACGAGGCACAUGAGUACGAAACGUUUUCUAUCGAAAUCGUCACCACAAAGGACUUUAAAGAGGAUACUACCAUCUCCCAGCGAGGCUGCCGGUUUCAUUACGAGUCCAACCUGACGCACUAUUCCAUCUACACUAAAGGCAUCUGUCUGCAAGAGUGUCGCAUUCAGCUGGCCUACAAACUGUGUGGAUGUAUUCCUCAUUUCUAUCCUAAUCCUGAAGGACCAAGAGCAAAGAAGGUGUGCCACUACAAGCAGCUGAUAAAGUGUUUUCCGCGCUACCAGAAGCUGUUCCUCGAGUUCAAGCAGGACAUUAACGACAAAAAGGGUAUACCGUGCUACUGCGAGCAGAACUGUGUCGACUCGAAGGUUAUCAUCGAGCACAGACAGGUAAUGGCUGCUUGUUGCGAAACCGAAGGCGAAAUCGUAUUGCGUUUUCUAAGAUUUCCAACAGUAAAUCCCCUCUUAAUCGAAUUGUGCUGCAACUGCGGUGUGUCAACUGUUUCACACCAGAAGAGCACGUUCCGGUGGGAUUUACUCUGCACCGUGCAACUGCCAUUGCUGCUGCAUCCAUCCGUUCAUGUGUCCGUUUCCCUCCAUCCUACAGGUUCUGAAGCAAACGCAAAAGCUUAUCGGCAGCAUCGGUGGGCUGAUUGUUGUGAAGCGCUACCCUUUGGUACGGUUCAGCCGGCAGCUACUGUUUACCUUCACUGAUUUGUUGGUAUCGAUUGGAGGUACGGCCGGAUUUUUCCUUGGUUUCAGUGUGCUCGGUAUGGUGGAAAUACUGUACUUUUUCACCCUCCGUUUGUUGUGGUAUAUUGUGGGACGACGUUAGCGGAUGGUCUGCCGUCAAUGAAUCGUCCAGUCAAGUAUUUAACGCUUACGAUCGACAAUGUUUCGGCUAUUAUUCAUGCAUUUAAUGAUCACCAUUUUUCCUAGUAAAUGUUAUUUAAAACAAAACAUAAAUAUUCUGCAAUUAAAAUAUGGCUUUAACGAGCACCCUCCCAUAAAAGGGCAAUAAACGACGUAAACGACAACUCUACUGUUGUUUACUAUUUUUCAUACCAUAAAUUUUAUUUUGAAUAAUAUAACCUUACCUAACGUUUGCACACACACACUACAAAAACCUUUCGUCGUUUUUUUUUCGCUUCCUCUAUCUCUCUUUCUUCCACUCACUGUCUCUCGCUCUCUUUGUCUACAUACUAACGUCGUUUACUAACGGCUCGCGAUACUGUUGCGUGUUUUGAUUUGUUGUAGCCCGUUAAUCGUCUGCCAGAGUUUCUAUUUUGUUUUGUUUUACUGUUUCACACCACGUAAAAUGCUUUAUCACCGGCCUGUCCACAUAAUAUUAUGUUGCCCCGGGGCGUCUUUAGCUUCGCUCUCUCCGUCCUUUGUAUGUAGUAUGUAAUACGUGUUUGCAAUGUUGUACGGACAUUUGCCACACGUCCGGGAUAAAGAACACGCUAAAUGGACACACAAUCUACACAGCUGAAAGGGAUGGGAUAGGGGAGAUGCAUACGAUGCGCACAGAACACAGUGAAUAUAAAGCCAACCAGCCACUGCUCGAGCUGACGGCAUGUAAUAACUCCGCACUCUGCGUGAGUAGCCCUCUAGCGGUAUUUUAAUGUCCGAAAAUUCAUUCACUAUUCCGAAACUGAACAACGAACCACACACGCACUCAAACAACUCAGGGCUCGCAUGCACGUGGCUUGGUUACGCCCGGGCUCGACCGUUGGCUUUACACUACCGUUCGCUGUUCAUGCGCCCUUCAUGCUUCAGAGACUCCACUGCCGGUUUGAGAUUUUCGAUUCUCAAUCUGAAAUCGUUUUUGUGUGGUUGUGUUUUUUAUUUUGUGCCUGCGGUUUCUGCCAAAUGUUUUCGUUGUAUUUUGGUGCUCGAACAAAAGCCCUCCCCACACACCAUCACGCCCUCCAACCACAUACGAUUGCUUCUUCUAAUGCUUCAGCACGGAAGUGAACCGAUAACGCAAUGGCUCCACCAGCCAGCAGAGCACUGAUAACAAAGAGUGGGAAAGAUUCCGAGCAUUUGGGUGGUGCCGAAUCGAUUGAACCAUGCGGAAAAGAUUGGGAUGCAUUCAUUCAUCUCUAAUUUGUUGGGUUUGUAAUUUGUUUGAAUCGUUUUGAUUUUUUGUCUGCUGGCAUUAAGUUCCAUCCCAGCCACAGACAGAUGUGCGGUGAAAUACGUGUUCUAAACAAUGUCUCAUUAUUCUGUAUCUCUAUGCAAUUAACUCUUAACAUUUAGGCUCACAAUUGCGUCAUAUGUGUUUCCGAAAUCACGACCAGAAGGUUCAAUUAUUUUUGCUUGAUGUUAUUCACCUUUUGAGGACACCGAUAAAAUUCGUAAUAAAACCGGCAAUAACCCGCUCCCAGCACAGCAGACCCCAGUGUGGUCCAAAGUGACUUACGCUAAACCAAAACCGUCGUUAUGAGAUAAAACACUGUCCAUUAGUAGAGUUUGGCUAAUGAGAUGGUCUUGAUGGCUCGCUGUGUGGAAUGCACCGUUCGGACUAAGGGGUUUCAACUCGCGCGAAAAGCACCGUAACGAUCAUUGCGAUCGGUUGCGAAACGACUGACGGCACGCUGGCGCAGAGAUUCACUCCGUGCCACCCGAAUGCGCGCCUUCUGACAGCGCGCCGGUACUAUCAAAAUCACCCCAGAAACGCCGAACAUGUGGAGUGGGGUGGAAUUUGGCCAUUGGUCAACGUAUCUCAUGCGUGCUUUUGAUUAUUGUACACACAUGGGAAAGUUGUUGUGGGGAGACGGGGAAACAACUUUGGCUGAUGCGGAUGCAAAUCGUGAUGUGAUGAUCGUACAGUGUGUACAUGUGUUGGUUGUGGUGGUGUUGUUUUUUUUUUUCUUUUUGCAGAGUUUGGUUUGCAGAUGUGGUACGAGAAUGAUCGGUGUUGCUAUCCGAUCCAUUUCAGCUGGUAAGCAGCUAGUACUGCUGCAGUCGUGGAUUUAGGGUGAUAUGAAAA